Messenger RNA from Entamoeba dispar SAW760, 591 nucleotides. RefSeq lists its product as uncharacterized. The record is from RefSeq and is a predicted model, not a curated record. Lineage: Eukaryota; Evosea; Mastigamoebida; Endamoebidae. The coding region runs from base 1 to 591 and encodes 196 amino acids. The transcript has a single exon.
AUGUCAUUUACAAAUCGUCCAACAAUACCAGCAAGAACUAUUGUAGAAUCUAUUCGAAGUGGAAGAUUAAAUCAAGUUUCAGAACCAUUAUUAGGACAAAAUACAAUUACACAAGAAUAUCUUACUAUUCUUAUUCACACAAUGGCAAAAGAUCCAACACGUUUACAAACGUAUUUAGAUCGACUUGAUUUUACAAGUAAUAAUUUAGAUAUUGAAAAAACAAUUUUUGAAUUAAUUGAAGCAGGAAUGUCAGAAAAUGCAAAGAAAUUUGCAGAGAAAAGAUCACCAGGAAGUUAUAUAAAAAUAUUAUUAAGAAGUGCUAUAAGUUCAUCACCAUAUAAAGCAUUAGAAAUAUAUGGAAAUAUUAUAAGUUAUAUUGAUCAUCAACAAUAUAUAAAUAAAGUAGAAUUAAUAAAAGUAUUUGGCAAAGUAAUUGUUGAUUCACUUUUAGAUUAUAAAGAGAAAGAAGAAGCAAUAAAAGAUAUAAAAAGAAUAACAAAUAUAUUAAUAAAUUUGUUUUUAGAUAAACCAAGUAAUGCAGCACGAUUAGAUCCAGGAGAAUUUCUCAUGUAUGGAAAAUUGUCAAAGUGA